AUGCCUACGGAAAAUUCUACACCACCACCGGCCCAGAUGAAUUCGAAUGGCCCCAAAGCAUCACCGCCGACCCCACCUCCCGCCCCAGCCCCUCGAGCUCCUCUGCCUCAGACACCUAGUGUCAUGCCUCAAAGCAGCAAACCAGCAGUCGAAACACCUUCUGAGUAUCUCAAAAGCCUCGCAUCGAUGCCAGCGGAUUAUUUGACACGCCCUGUGGAGGUGGAGCCGAUCCUGAAGCAACCCUACAAACCAGUCUACUACUUCUUUUACGGCACCCUUACUCAACCUAAGAUCUUGUCACAUAUCCUCGAUCUCAAACAGCCGCCUGUUCUACGACCUGCAAAAGUCGUUGGCUAUACGCUUACAAACUGGGGCCAGUACCGUGCCCUUAUAGAUGGCAAACCCGGUGAAGAAGUAACAGGAUAUGCGUACCUCGUGGGCUCGAUUGAUGACGAGCUGAAGCUGGCUAAAUAUGAGACCAAUGCUUACGAGCCGGUAGAUUGCCGGAUUCAAUUUACAGACAAUCGGACUCCAGAAAACCUGUAUGGUAUGACGUUUAAGUAUGCUGGCGACGCCGAGAGCUUGAAGGCCGGAAAGUUUGAUCGGAAAUUAUGGGAGCUGCAAAUGGGCACGAGGCUAUCGGAGAAGUGGAGGGCCAAGGGUACACAUUUGAACAGUUGA
This is a messenger RNA of Diaporthe batatas, 681 nucleotides long. RefSeq lists its product as uncharacterized. Bases 1 to 681 code for a protein of 226 amino acids. NCBI's taxonomy places the organism in Eukaryota, Fungi, Ascomycota, Sordariomycetes, Diaporthales, Diaporthaceae. The transcript has a single exon. The record is from RefSeq and is a predicted model, not a curated record.